AAACUCGUACGGACGGAUAUUCCGUUGGAACAAAAAACCUGUUUUAUUUGUUUGUUAUUUUUUUUAGUUAUUAAAAUUUGGUCUUAAAUUUUAUUUUUCUUAUUUUAUUUUCCCCGAAGAAAAAUAAAAUAAGAAACGUUUCGGAUCUGAGAGGGGUGCGAUGGAUUUUAUACAACAAUGAUGAAAUCAGCAGCAAUCAUUCUUCUGUGGCUCUGAAAAUUCGAUUCUCUUUCGGUUUCCUUGUUGUUGUGUUGCCUUUUCGACUUAAUUAAUGUUUCAAAUCUGACGCCAUGAGGAAGAAGCUCGAUACGCGUUUCCCUGCCGCCCGGAUUAAAAAGAUUAUGCAAGCUGAUGAGGAUGUUGGGAAGAUAGCAUUAGCGGUGCCUGUUUUAGUGUCAAAAGCGUUGGAGCUAUUUUUGCAAGACCUUUGUGACCGUACCUAUGAGAUAACCCUCCAAAGAGGAGCUAAAACCAUGAACUCACUGCAUCUAAAGCAUUGUGUACAGAACUAUAAUGUGUUUGAUUUUCUGAGGGACAUCGUCAGCAAAGUUCCGGACUAUGGUCAUGGUCACUCUGAUGCUGCUGCUGAUGACCGAACCAUUUCAAAAAGAAGAAAACCACCAGGUGAUGAAUGCAAUGACAGUGAUGAAGAAUUGAAGAGGAGCAAGAUGCUUGAGAUAAACCAUGGCAGCAGCAGUGGCAGAGGAAGAGGCCGGGGUCGGGGACGAGGCCGUGGACGUGGUCGGACAGCUGAAAGAGAGAUUUCACACCAUGAGACUGAAUCUGAACCCUGCACAUCUCUUCAGCAGACCAUUAAACCUAAUCCAAACCCUGGAAUGGUGGUGGAUGAUGUUUCCGAGUCGAAGGAUGUAUUGAAGGAAAAUGUCACUGUCCCUGAUGAAACUGAUCCUGCAGUUCGAAAUUUUGAUCUGAAUACUGAUGUAAAUGAUAGCGAGGACACAAAAGCUGCAGCAACUGCAGCCCCAGCGGCAUCCCAAGCAGCCCCAGCAUCCCAAUCAGCCCCAGCGGCAUCCCAAUCAGCCCCAACGGCAGCCCAAGCCUCAUCAGCUGGACCUAUUUCCGAGCCUAAACAUGAAGAAUAUCCUGGGUGGUCUCCUGCUGAUGUGAAUAGAAUGGCCAUUGAUCCUCUUCAACUUGCAAAUCUGAGCAGAAGGCUAGACGAGGAUGAAGAAGAUUACGACGAAGAGGGCUGAAUUCCACAUGAUGGCUUAUUGUCCCAAAGUAGGGUAGCGGGAACAAGAUCAGUGGAAAGCUCGUGAAGGAAAAUUAAAUAAAAGUAAUACAAAAGCUGGAAUAGUGACCUAAUUGGAGAUGAAAUGGCCAGUGCACUUGUCCCAACGGAGAGUCGGAAUUUCUUAUCCUGUCCAAUGUUAGUAUCGUAGCAUUUGUUAACAUCCAUUUCCAGAGGUAGCUUUUCCGUGACGAUGACAGAGAGGAUAGCCUCUGCAGUAUGACUCUUAGCAGUGUAUGAUGAAUCUGGCACCCUUGAAUAGCGGUGGAUUGCCCUAUGAGUGGUUUGCCUUUUAAUUUACUAUGUUUCUCAUAGAUUUCUAGGACAUUUAGUAGGUUACUUGUCGUUCUGUUAGGCUUUUCAAUUAAUCUUCUGACCCGGGAACUGGAUUUUGCUUC
Messenger RNA from Pyrus x bretschneideri (Chinese white pear), 1650 nucleotides. Its product is annotated as dr1-associated corepressor homolog. Bases 291 to 1214 code for a protein of 307 amino acids. The transcript has 7 exons. The record is from RefSeq and is a predicted model, not a curated record. Gene Ontology annotation, molecular function: protein heterodimerization activity. NCBI's taxonomy places the organism in Eukaryota, Viridiplantae, Streptophyta, Magnoliopsida, Rosales, Rosaceae. Gene Ontology annotation, biological process: regulation of DNA-templated transcription. Gene Ontology annotation, cellular component: nucleus.